CAUAUUUUAACGAUGUAGCCUCGUUCCCAAGUAAAUCGGUGUAUUCUGCGAUGAUACGAGAUGUAUGGCGGUUUGACCAUUAGCAAUUUGGGAUUGGAGUUGCUGUCAAUUGCUGGAACCUUCAAGCCCGUGACACAAAAUAAUAUAUAGAGCUACAAAAUCAAGAUGACCACUACGAAAAACAUUUCCGACAAACCACCACCUCUUGCUGGGGACUUCACUCUUCCCAAAACUAGAGACCUGCCAAGAAAUCAGAAACCUUGGAAAGAUGUCAACCUACCUAUAGACAUUAUGCUGCUCACCGUUAAGGAAUGCGAGUUUCUAAGUUGCCAUAAGUUGUUAAAAAACUCCUUCAAAAGCUACAUCCAAGUACUUGGUUAUAUUUAUUUUGGGGGAAUAGGUAUAGAUGAACCGUUGAAAGUAGCGCUGAUUAAAUGCCAGGAAGGUGCUAACACACCUAGUGGGUCAACAAUUACCGUGAAAAAUGCCGUGACCAUACUCCAGCCUAAGGCAGUUUUCGCUGUGGGGUACUGCAGUGGGUUGCAGCGUUGUACUACGCGACUGGGAGACGUAGUCGUGUGUUCUAAGUUAACUCAGUAUGCUUCUCAAAACGUCCAGAAUAGUGAGUCAACAGGUCCUGCUCGUGUACCUGUAAGUCGAGACAUGUUACAACUUAUUAAGGAUGCAGCCGCUGGUUGGAAUCCACCUUUGCUCGACCCUACUUCACGAGAAAUUGAAGUUCAUUGCGAUGCAGAGUAUUUGAGUGGCCCAGAGCAUGUCUGUAGCAAGCAGCGAUGUGACGAACUGACUCGUCUUUAUCCCAAUGCCAAAGCAAUUGAAAUGGAGGCUGAAGGGGUUUAUGUUGCAGCGUAUGACUUGAAAAUGGAGUGGGUGGUCGUUAAGGGAAUAUCAGGAUAUGCAAAUGGUACUGAAGGCAAUAGAGAAGAAUGGAGGACCUUUGCAAGUGUGAUGGCAGCUUCAGUCGUGGAAAAUAUGUUAAGUGACUCCGUUGUUUUCCAAAGCUGGCCUCAUUAUAAAGGACCAAGUUACCUCGGUGCACCUGGACCUGCAGUUGUUUGGCAGGCAUCAGCAGGGAGCCCUGGAAUGGAGCGUUCAGAAUCUAACAAUACCAUGGACACAGGAGUCAAGGAUGGAAUGCCCAAGAAAGAAGAAUUACUAUUCAUUUCGAAAAAUAUCGGUGUGGACUGGAAGCUACUUGGACGAUGUUUAAAUAUUGAGGAACCAGAGCUGGUUGCGUUUCACAAAGAAAAUGAAGAAUACAUCGAAAAGGCAUAUCAAAUGUUGCUUCACUGGAAACAGAAAGAGGGCUCGGAUGCAACCUACCAAGUAUUACAUAACGCCUUGCGACAUCACUUCAUAAACCGUAAGGAUCUUGCCGACAAAAUUUGCUGUUGAAGAAGGAUUUAAACGACGUUUUGAUACUGCUCCGAAUAAGUUUGUGAAAUAAGGACAAAGGAUCAACAGUCGUCCAAAAAUGAUCCAUUAGCUUUGAUUACGAGUUUCUCUUUUACAGUAAUGCCACUUAAUCAGUUUUGAUUUGGUUUUUCCCAUUUAUUUUUAAACUGCUGAGCUUUAUGCCAAAUGGAUAAUGAGCUGGAAUCUCUUAAUUAGUUUUAACUUCCUCAAACGUUGCAUUUGUUUUUGUUGCAUUUUAAAUCGUUUUUAUUGUAUUUAUUAUUCCUAUUUUUACCCUGGUACAUAGUAAAUGAUCGACACUGUCCACAAACAUAUUUGCCUCAUGCGGAAACCUCAAAACUCCGAUAAGGUCAUCAACUCGUUUACAGUUUAGACAACUUCUUUCUGUACAGUGCAUACCUCUUUAACUCAUAACCUCCUUGUAAUGAUAUAUUCGAAGCAAUGAUAGUCAUCGGAUAUACAACUGCAAAAAUAUAUGCUGAAUGAAAGAGGCUUAAACUGAGUUUA
Molecule: messenger RNA, 1944 nt
Organism: Stylophora pistillata
Lineage: Eukaryota; Metazoa; Cnidaria; Anthozoa; Scleractinia; Pocilloporidae
Product: death domain-containing ATP nucleosidase
Biological process (GO): signal transduction; nucleoside metabolic process
Cellular component (GO): cytosol
Molecular function (GO): methylthioadenosine nucleosidase activity; adenosylhomocysteine nucleosidase activity; protein binding
Source: RefSeq, a predicted model, not a curated record